ACAAGUGAAUCGAGAUAUCCGGACAUUCAGUGUUCAACCGUGUUAAAGUGAAGAUGACCGGAAAAACAGGGUACCUAAAGCACAACGACGGAACCCAGAUUCAGCCAAUUGGAUUGGGCACCUUUGCGUCGACGGAAGGCGAUUGCGAACGGGCCGUUCUUCAUGCGAUUGAUGUGGGCUACCGGCAUAUAGACACCGCCUAUUUCUACGGAAAUGAGGGCGAAGUGGGCGCGGCGGUUCGGAAAAAGAUUGCAGAAGGUGUUAUCAAGCGGGAGGACAUCUUCAUCACCACCAAGCUCUGGUGCCACUUCCACGAACCUGAGAGGGUGGAACACGCCUGUCGUAAGACCUUGGAGAACAUUGGUCUGGACUAUGUAGACCUCUAUCUGAUUCACUGGCCCUUCUCUUACAAAUAUCGUGGUGACAACGAACUGAUCCCUAAAGAUGCCAAUGGAGAGGUGGAGCUCGUUGACAUCGAUUACCUGGACACUUGGCGUGCCAUGGAGAAGUUGAUUGAUCUCGGACUGACUAAGAGCAUCGGCGUUUCCAAUUUCAAUUCGGAACAGCUUUCCCGCCUUUUGGCCAACUGCAAGAUCAAGCCAAUCCACAAUCAGAUCGAAGUCCACCCCGCGUUGGAUCAAACGAAACUGAUUGCCCUGUGCAAACAAAAUGACAUUGUGGUGACCGCGUUUUGCCCGCUGGGUCGAGCAAAUGCCGAACUGAGGACACCCGCCUUCAUGUUCGAUGGGAAGGUGCAGACCAUUGGAAACAAAUACAAUAAAAGCAUUGCCCAAGUGCUGAUCCGAUAUCUGAUUGAACUUGGAACAGUUCCCCUGCCCAAGUCAUCCAAUCCCAAGCGCAUCGAGGAGAACUUCAAUGUCUUCGAUUUCAAGUUGGAUGCUGAGGAUCAUGCUCUUUUAGACUUAUAUCACACUGGCGAACGAGUGGCUCAUGCCCGUCAAGCUAUCAAGAGCAAAUAUUACCCCUUUAACGUUUACAGUGCUUGUUUUUAAUGUUCAAAAAAAUAUAGAGAUUGUUUUGUAUAAUAAAAAAUAUUUAAUUAUAAACAGUA
Messenger RNA from Drosophila suzukii, 1072 nucleotides. RefSeq names its product aldo-keto reductase family 1 member B1. Lineage: Eukaryota; Metazoa; Arthropoda; Insecta; Diptera; Drosophilidae. Gene Ontology annotation, cellular component: cytosol. Gene Ontology annotation, molecular function: aldose reductase (NADPH) activity. The record is from RefSeq and is a predicted model, not a curated record.